GCGUACGGCGAGGCGUCCAGCUUCGCGCGCCGGUCGCUGGCCGAACUGCUAACGCCAGAAGGGCGCAGCGGGGACGCGCCGCUGCGCGCCGAGCUGUUCUCGAGGCUGCGCCUGGCGGAGGUGCAAGGCACCGACGCGAACAUGGAGCCGCGAUUCAUCCGCACCGAGUGGCGGGAG
Prorocentrum cordatum is the source of this 177-nucleotide messenger RNA. Lineage: Eukaryota; Dinophyceae; Prorocentrales; Prorocentraceae. The record is from the annotation of a GenBank genome assembly.